Molecule: messenger RNA, 1208 nt
Organism: Schizosaccharomyces cryophilus OY26
Lineage: Eukaryota; Fungi; Ascomycota; Schizosaccharomycetes; Schizosaccharomycetales; Schizosaccharomycetaceae
Exons: 3
Coding region: 136-1008 (290 amino acids)
Cellular component (GO): mitochondrion
Source: RefSeq, a predicted model, not a curated record
CUUUACCAUACUGUCUUCAAAUGACUGCAGAUGAGUAUCCAAGUUACAACCCCAAUUACGCAGAUUGCCAAAUGCUGUUUGUGAAGUUAUUUUAUGCAACAAAUUAAAGUAAAAGGAAAGUUCUUAUUACGUUAAAUGCUGUCUUUUCCUCUAAUAAACCGCUCUCUAAUAAAACCUAAUCGACUACCCAUAAUUACGCUACUAUCGAGUAUACACCCUAGAAAAGGUAGAGCAAGGACUGUGUUUAGGCACGAUUGUAGUCGAUUUUAUUCUACUAAUAAGGAAAAUGAUAACACAUCCAAAACUGACCUUUCCCUGGUGAGGUCGAAUGAUAUCGACCAACGAUUUCGAGACCUUGAAGGUUACCAUUUCAAUACUUACAAAUUUUUUAAGACAUUAGUUGAAGGAGGAUAUAGUGAAAAAGAAGCAGAGGCCUUCUUGGAUGUCACUAACAUGUUUAUAACUGAACUUUUACGACACAGUCAUAUGACCUAUUUAUCAGAAGCCGACUUUGAGAAUUGUUCCUAUUUAUUUCGAACUGCCUUGUCAGAGCUUCGUUCAGAGAAAAUCAAUAUGAGGAAAGAUCAAAUUAGCACACUUCGUGCUGGCCUAUUUUCGAACCAACGAGAGGUCGAAGGUUUAGAACAACUUGUUCAUGAGCAUCUUAACAAACUAAGCACUGAAAGUAAAAUGGAAUUUGAAAAUAGGAAAAAUGACACUCGGAAUGAUGUUCAACAGCUUAGUGCAAAGAUUGUGGAACUACAUAAUCUGUUAUCUGUUUCUUUGGGAAAGCUUCGAGCCGAAAAUGAAAAGCAAAAAUGGGAGCAGAUUCGGAAAGCUGCUGUCGUUGUAAUGUCGUUUACUGGCUUCUUGGUAUUAGUCAUUCCACUAGGCCUUCGAUUCCGCAGCAAAAAGAAAGAACAGGCGUAUAAUGUUGAAGAAUUAAAUGAUUAUGGACAAGAUAGGAAGAGAGAUGAUUAUCCAGACAGCACUAUUUCUCAUCUCUAGCAUACAUACCGAAAUGGAUCGUUAGUUUACCCUGUAUUAUAUGAACCAAACAUAAUCCCCCUGCUUAUACUCUUUGGAAGAGCUCAAACAUUGGCAUAAGAGUUUAUUUUAAUUAUUAAUAAUGAAUUUGUUGCUUUACUAACGAUUAGGAAGUAUUGACUAAUUACUAUAGUUGUAUACUCAGUAAAAGCUACCCUGCC